This is a messenger RNA of Geodia barretti, 2482 nucleotides long. The record is from the annotation of a GenBank genome assembly. NCBI's taxonomy places the organism in Eukaryota, Metazoa, Porifera, Demospongiae, Tetractinellida, Geodiidae.
AUGACAAUGCUGAUGCCGUCAGGAGGGGCCAACUACCCCAUCGCCUCUCUCUACGUGGGAGACCUUCAUUCGGACGUGAACGAGGCCAUGCUGUUCGAGAAAUUCAACCAGGCCGGACGAGUUCUGUCCAUUCGCGUCUGCCGAGACGUUAUCACUCGUCGCUCGCUGGGGUAUGCCUACGUCAACUUCGAGAAACCAGCCUACGCUGAGAGGGCCCUGGACACCAUGAACUUUGACAGUCUGAAGGGUCGUCCGAUGAGAAUCAUGUGGUCCCAGCGAGACCCCGCCCUACGUCGCUCGGGCGUCGGAAACAUCUUCAUCAAGAACUUGGACAAGGGGAUCGACAACAAGGCCUUGUACGACACAUUCAGCGCCUUUGGCAACAUCCUUUCAUGCAAAGUGGUCUACGAUGGGAACGGGAUGUUUGUAGGGAAGUUCAUUAGUCGGAAGGACAGACUGCGAGAUUUUGGACACGACCAGCGGUUCACCAACGUCUACGUCAAGAACUUUGGCGAAGAGUUCGACGACGAGCAGCUGUUUAACAUGUUUGGCAAGUUUGGCAAGAUUCUGAGUUCAAAGGUCAUGAUGGACCUAGGCUCUGGCAGGAGUCGCGGGUUUGGGUUUGUGAGUUUUGACAGCCAUGAGGCGGCGAUGAAGGCGGUCGACGAUUUAAACGGCGCCGCGAUCAACGGACACGUCAUCUACUGCGGCCGGGCCCAAAAGAGAAAGGAGAGACAGGCCGAGCUACAGAGGAGGUUUGAAGCGGAGAAGAUGGAGCGAUACAGCAAGUACCAGGGAGUCAACCUUUACGUCAAGAACCUCGAAGACGAGGUGGACGACGAGAGAUUGCGCAAGGAGUUCUCCAAAUUUGGAAACAUCACGAGUGCAAAGAUCAUGUCAGACGAGGUGGGCGUGUCAAAGGGGUUUGGUUUCGUCUGUUUCUCGUCUCCGGAGGAAGCCACGAAGGCAGUGACGGAGAUGAACGGACGGAUAAUCGUCUCGAAGCCUCUCUAUGUUGCUCUGGCGCAGCGCAAGGAAGAGAGACAGGCUCACCUUGCAAACCUCCGACUGCAGAGAAUUGCUCGCACCGGCAUGCCUCCUAACCAGAUCCAGGUGUUCCCUCAGAUGUACAUUGCCCAACCUCCAGGCCAGCGAGCGUUCUACCCUCACCAGACCUUUGCAGCCACGCGACCGUGGCACCAGAACCAGAUGCAGGGGGUCCGGGCUCCAUUCUACGGAGGAGGCGGAGGAGGGCCCUCCAGGAACCGGCCGGUCGGGCCGCGAGGUGGCAUGAACAUGGGGGCACGGAUGAACGCACCUCGCAUGCCUAACCAGCGACUCAACCAACAGCCAAUGGGCGGGCAGAGGGUAAAGUUCACGUCAAGUGCCCGCAACCCCCCUGGCCCGCCACCGCAGACCCAAGUACCACAGACUCAGCCGGAUGUUGCCCCCGAGAACCACCCGUCCCAGACCCUCUUAGCCUCUCUCGCCCAGGCCACCACACAGCAACAGAAACAGAUCAUCGGGGAACACCUCUACCGCGAGAUAUACUCCAUGCAUGCUGACCUGGCCGGGAAAAUCACAGGCAUGUUGUUGGAGAUGGACAACUCGGAGCUGCUGCACAUGCUUGAGGUGCCGGAGAGCCUGAAGAGUAAGGUGGAAGAGGCCGUCACCGUUCUCCGCGAUCACCAGACAAAGGAACAAGACGGGCAACAGGUCCCGGGAGUAGGUGGUAUGCAGGCAACUGUCCCUCUCGCUCCGAUAGAGGCUUGAGGAGGCUCAUCUGGCACGGAGAAUCAGAGGAGCUGAACUAAUAGACUAUGAGACUGUAGAUAUAAUAGUGUAUACUACUACUGUAGCUAAAUCUGCCUCAACUGCUGCUUAGGGAGCUAAGAUUCCUGUAACGUCUUCCCCCAAAAUAAUUAUAAAAAUUAAAUUGUCUUUCUGCACGCAGUUAACUCAGACUAUAUAUAACACUAGAUGCGAGGGAGCUGACGUUAAUCAAAAUUAUUGUUUAGUGACUUUUUCAUUGAAAAAAUUUGAUGAAAUUAUGACUGUGCUCAGAAAAUUUGAUAUGUUGGGAAAAGGGUGGUACGGAGAGGGGGAAUAUGACCCUAAGAAAGCACGUCCAGAUUUCGAUAUUGCUUUCUCAGCAUAGACACACUGUCUUUAAAUAGAACAGGGUCGAAACGAACGGAUGAGUUGGUGAGAGGCAUGUAGCCAAAAGCGGUGACCAGCAUGUUGAGACAAGGAACCUGCAAACGAUCAAAUCUCGUGGCUUUUUCUGCGUCGUUGCCGUCAGCAGUCAUUUUCUGGUGUAGUUUCAGUCGGUGGGUGGCUUUAAUUGGAGGUUUCCGUGUGACGUGUGCGACGUAGAAGUUGAGAAUGAGGUUUGUGCAGUCGUGUUCCGUGGACGAUAUUCUGGAGAGAGUCUGAGGUAAUGAGUUAGCCAGAGCAUGGCUGUAGUACCUGGGGGAAUGUG